Molecule: messenger RNA, 1033 nt
Organism: Vigna unguiculata (cowpea)
Lineage: Eukaryota; Viridiplantae; Streptophyta; Magnoliopsida; Fabales; Fabaceae
Product: RING-H2 finger protein ATL39-like
Source: RefSeq, a predicted model, not a curated record
UAGAAAAUGUAAGGUAUAUACACAAGAGCAAGCAUUGAAGUAUCUUGAUAAACUGGUGAGAUAGUAUUUGAGAUUUAUUCUACAAAUAUCAUAGCUGGAUCACAUUGAAAUCGAAGAAGCAUGGGUUCCAAAGACAAGCAUGAAGAUGAGGAAUCACUUAGUAUAGGCCUAAAGGUGAUGCUAGCAGCAGCUAUCUUUUUAUUUUGUAUGAUCUCAAUAAUCAUCAUCUUCCAUUUUAGUAUGAAAUAUUUCAUCAGACGGCAACGAAGGAGACGCCAAAACGAGCUUCUUCACCAGAUCACCACUCAGAUUGCACCGAUUGAUGUGAGUUUUGUGGAGGCACGCAACCCUGGACUUCAAACUUCCAUCAUAGCCUCUCUGCCUAAACUUUUGUACAACCAAACGGAACAGUUCAAGCAAGGUGAAGUGACAGAGUGUUCGGUUUGCCUAGCCACUGUUACUAAGGAUGCAAUUAUCAGAGUGCUACCAAAUUGUAAGCACAUUUUUCAUGUUGAUUGUGUUGAUAAAUGGUUUAAUUGUAACUCCACAUGCCCAAUUUGCUACAAUGUGGUUGACCCUAAGGUGGCAUCAGAAGAAGAAGAUGGUGAUUUAGGCACAAGGAUCCACCAAGUCCAACCCACAGCACCACCUGUUGUGGGUGGUGGUGAGGUGCAAGAUGGAACUGAAAUGGAAAAGGUGUAAUAUCUCGGUCGGAUAUUACUAAUUUAAGUAAUUAAAAUUAAGAAAUAUGAUGAAAACCUUAUUUAUUAUACUUCGCUUCCCAAAAACGCGGGAAAUUUUAAAACAUUUAUUAAUCGGAUGUUAUCCAAAAAUCCAUAAUUUAUGAAACUCCAAUACAAUAUCCAAAUUCACAAAUCAGUAAAACACUGUUUACAAAUUUCAUAAAAACAAUAACGAUAAAACUCCAGUAAAAUCUUUUCCUAGUUAACCCUCUCUCCGAUGCUAUGCCUCAUCAGCACCACCUGCAACAUCAUCUGCUCCCGUGUAACGCAUUACACGAUCAUCGCCAAAC